Talaromyces marneffei is the source of this 1785-nucleotide messenger RNA. RefSeq lists its product as uncharacterized. The record is from RefSeq and is a predicted model, not a curated record. Gene Ontology annotation, cellular component: Golgi membrane. Gene Ontology annotation, biological process: intracellular protein transport; vesicle-mediated transport. The transcript has 3 exons. Lineage: Eukaryota; Fungi; Ascomycota; Eurotiomycetes; Eurotiales; Trichocomaceae. The coding region runs from base 1 to 1785 and encodes 594 amino acids.
AUGGACGUCGUCGCAGCAGUGUCCGGGUACCUUUCCCGGAUGGUGUCUGUCGGCGACUCGUCUACAGCGACAGGCUCGUCGCCGUCUAAGAUGAAGAUUCUGCUUCUUGAUAGUGAGACAGUUCCGAUCGUAUCGACAGCGAUUACCCAAUCGGCUCUCCUCAAUCAUGAAGUCUACCUCGUCGAUCGAUUAGAUAACCAGGCGCGAGAGAAAAUGCGACAUUUACGGUGUAUCUGCUUUGUGCGCCCGUCGCCGAAUUCAAUACAGCUGCUUAUCGACGAAUUACGAGCGCCGAAAUACGGAGAGUACCACCUUUUCUUCACAAAUAUCAUUCGCAAAUCGUCCUUGGAGAGACUUGCCGAGGCGGACGACCAUGAGGUAGUGCGCGUGGUUCAGGAACAGUUUGCGGAUUUUAUCGUUAUCAACCCUGAUUUGUGCUCACUCAAUCUGGGAUUCCCGUUGAAUCGAAUAUGGAGCAAUAGCCCCGAUAUGUGGAAUAGCGAUGCAUUACAAAGGAUAACGGAGGGCCUAAUUGCCAUGUUACUCGCGUUGAAGAAGAAUCCAUUGAUUCGAUACGAGAAAAAUAGCCUUAUGGCCAAGAAGUUGGCAACAGAAGUCCGCUACCAAUUGACUCAAGAAGAGCAACUCUUCAACUUUCGAAAAACCGAUACUCCUCCCAUUCUCCUUAUCCUCGACCGACGAGACGAUCCUAUAACACCCCUUCUGACACAAUGGACUUAUCAGGCAAUGGUACAUGAGUUGAUUGGUAUUCACAAUGGGCGAGUAGAUCUACGCAAUAUUCCUGACGUCCGACCGGAGCUGCAGGAAAUAGUACUGUCGCAGGAUCAAGACCCGUUCUAUAAGAAGAACAUGUACCAGAAUUUCGGAGAUCUAGGAGGGAACAUCAAAGAGUAUGUCGAGCAGUAUCAGGCCAAGACACAAAGCAGUAUGAGCAUCGAAUCGAUUGCAGACAUGAAGCGAUUCGUGGAGGAUUAUCCAGAGUUCCGCAAAUUAUCUGGAAACGUCAGCAAACAUGUGACUCUAGUUAGCGAGUUGAGUCGUCGUGUUGGCGAGGAUGAUUUGUUGGAUGUUAGUGAAUUGGAGCAGAGUCUGGCAUGUAAUGACAAUCAUGCCAGUGACUUGCGCUCAUUACAAAGAAUAAUCCAACUGCCUUCUGUAAAGGCCGAGAACAAGAUUCGCCUGGUCGCGCUCUAUGGAAUACGCUACGAAAAGCAACCCAACAAUGCACUACCAGUCUUACUUGAUCUGCUCUCCGCCGCUGGUAAUGUUCCACAACAUGAAGUGAACAUUAUCCCCAAGCUCCUUGCAUAUCAUCACUCUCUACAAGCGCCGCCCGUUGCGGGUGGCUUUUCCGAUCUUUUUGAGUCGGUGUCUUUGUUCUCGGGCGCUCGUGACCGGUUCAGGGGAUUGAAAGGUGUCGAGAACGUCUACACUCAACACUCGCCUCGUCUCGAAGCAACGUUACAGAAUCUAAUCAAAGGCAAGCUGAGAGAAUUACAGUAUCCCUUCUUAGAAGGUGGUGGGCAUACAAGAGACAAGCCGCAAGAUAUCAUUGUCUUUAUGAUAGGCGGAGCAACAUAUGAGGAGGCCAAGUUGAUUGCCCAGAUCAAUGCCAGCUCUCCAGGAAUCAGGGUUGUUCUCGGGGCGACCACAAUUCAUAAUAGUACGACAUUCUUUGAGGAGGUCAAUGAUGCAGUCAGCAAUUGGCCAGAACCUACUCCUGGCUCGGCGGCAGGACGAUUGCGAAGGGAAUUGGGACGGUGA